Molecule: messenger RNA, 1914 nt
Organism: Otolemur garnettii (small-eared galago)
Lineage: Eukaryota; Metazoa; Chordata; Mammalia; Primates; Galagidae
Gene: PIGA
Product: phosphatidylinositol glycan anchor biosynthesis class A
Exons: 6
Coding region: 519-1754 (411 amino acids)
Biological process (GO): GPI anchor biosynthetic process
Cellular component (GO): glycosylphosphatidylinositol-N-acetylglucosaminyltransferase (GPI-GnT) complex
Molecular function (GO): phosphatidylinositol N-acetylglucosaminyltransferase activity
Source: RefSeq, a predicted model, not a curated record
GUUUUGGUGAGGCUGCCAUGAGAUCCAGAAACUCAGCACGUAGUGACUGAUUUUUAGUAGUCAUUUCAUAAGUAGAAGCUGGGAAAGUCAUACAAGUGAGAGGAGACAUAUGUGUGGAUACAUGUGUAUGUCUCUAAUUAUUGGAAAGGACUAGUUUGUUAGCAUGACAAACCAUCAUAUACUGUGGUGUAAUAAACUUAGUAUUAAAAUUUGUGUGUAGAGGUACUUUUUAGAGCAAAAUUAAGACGUUGUAGAAUCAGGUUUUAUUACAUGGCACGUUGUAAACGCUAAGCGAGUAAAUGUUGUCAAACUCAUUAUAUAUUUUGUUUUUAUUUCUGAGGGAAAAGGUAGCAAAUUGACAUCAACAGUGAAAUGGCAUUUAUAUUAGUAUCUGGAUGUGGAAUAUGGACUGUGUUUUGUCUCUGAGCUGAGAUCCUGUUUUACUUUCUGUUUCAGGUAAUAGAGGACACAUCUUAAAACUGAGUUGCUCUAAGAACUGAUGCCUAAAUCAUCUCAGCAUGGCCUAUAGAGGAGGAGAUGGGCCCGGCCAGCCUCUGUCAGCUACAUUCCCUCGGGUUAGCCCUGGAGGUCUUUCCACAUUUAGAACACGCACCCAUAAUAUAUGCAUGGUAUCUGACUUUUUCUACCCAAAUAUGGGAGGUGUGGAAAGCCACAUUUACCAGCUCUCUCAGUGCCUGAUUGAAAGAGGGCAUAAGGUUAUAAUUAUCACCCAUGCUUAUGGAACUCGAAAAGGCGUCCGUUACCUCACUAAUGGCCUCAAAGUCUAUUACUUGCCUCUGAAGGUCAUGUACAACCAGUCUACAGCCACGACCCUCUUUCACAGUCUACCAUUGCUCAGGUACAUAUUUGUUCGGGAGAGAGUCACGAUAAUCCAUUCACAUAGUUCUUUUUCUGCCAUGGCCCAUGAUGCUCUCUUCCACGCCAAGACAAUGGGGCUUCAGACAGUCUUCACGGACCAUUCCCUUUUUGGAUUCGCUGAUGUCAGCUCGGUGCUUACAAACAAGCUUCUAACUGUGUCUCUUUGUGACACAAACCACAUCAUUUGUGUCUCUUAUACUAGUAAGGAAAAUACUGUAUUAAGAGCAGCACUGAAUCCUGAAAUAGUGUCCGUCAUUCCCAAUGCUGUAGAUCCUACUGACUUCACUCCAGACCCAUUUAGAAGGCAUGAUAGUGUAAUAACUAUUGUUGUUGUCAGCAGACUUGUUUACAGAAAAGGAACCGAUUUGCUCAGUGGUAUCAUACCUGAACUCUGUCAGAAAUAUCCAAAUUUAAAUUUCCUAAUUGGAGGAGAGGGACCAAAGAGAAUCAUUUUGGAAGAAGUUCGGGAAAGAUACCAGCUACAUGACAGGGUGCGUCUUUUGGGAGCUUUAGAACACAAGGAUGUUAGAAAUGUCUUAGUUCAAGGACAUAUUUUUCUUAAUACCUCCCUUACCGAAGCAUUCUGCAUGGCGAUCGUGGAAGCAGCCAGUUGUGGUUUACAGGUUGUAAGUACCAAGGUCGGUGGAAUUCCUGAGGUGCUUCCAGAAAAUCUUAUUAUUUUAUGUGAGCCUUCAGUAAAAUCUUUGUGUGAAGGGUUGGAAAGAGCUAUUUUUCGACUGAAGUCGGGGGCAUUGCCAGCUCCAGAAAAUAUUCAUAACGUAGUAAAGACUUUCUACACCUGGAGGAAUGUUGCGGAAAGAACUGAAAAAGAAAAGGAUUUUUGCAUCUUUGGGCUGAUUGAGAACAUAAGUUAGAAUUCAAAAUGUACGUGAUAAAAGUUGGAAAAAUGAUCACAGAUAAAAAGCAGCAAUGGAGAAUUUCCAAAAGGACAGGAACAGGAAAUAGAUUAACACCCUGAGGUGUAUGACCGGGUGUCUCUGGAAGCUGUGUUGCCAAUGGAGAAACGACUGGACA